CAUACGGGAACCUGGUGUAAACAAAUGAGUCAAAGACGUUGUGCGGUGGUUUUCUUUCUUGUUGCUAUUUACUGCGUUUGUGCUCUGCAUGAGCAUGAAAACCCUCGCUGGCCUCAGCAUGAUGGGAAACGUCGCGUGCUUUCUUUGAAUGCGGACACAUUUCACGCCGCCGUCAAGAAACAUCCACUGCUGGUUGUUCUGUUUUACGUACCGCCAGGACAUGUCUUAGAUCCGGUGAAAGAUAAAGAAACUUCAAAAAACAACUGGGAACAACUGGAAAUGACUUUAGAGAUGACGUCUCAGUUGUUGCAGAAGGAAAAUGUUCGUACUGCUACAAUCAAUAUGAUUGAGAGUUAUGCUCUAGUCAAGGCUCUUCAAAUUCCAUCACCAGGCACUAUUCUUAUUUAUAGUAAAGACAGACCAUCUCCUCACUUCUAUCUUGGACAACGAGCAAUGGAGGUAUUGGCUCCAUAUAUUUUAAAGAUGCUGCAACCAGCUGUUACUGAAAUUAUUGGAAAGACUCAGAAAAAGCAAUAUGACCAGUUAGAUACAGCAAAAGUUGUGGGAUACUUUGAAACAAGCAAUGACAAAGGGUACAGUAACUUUGCAAAGGCAGCUGAGACGUUCCAGCCUCUGAUUCCCUUCUUUGUUACAUUUGACAAGAAGCUUGCAAAGAGUUUGAGAGUGAAGAAAGCAAACUUUGUAAUAUUUGACAAACCAUAUGAGAAAUAUCUUACGUUGACUGAGCCUUCUUCUACUGAAGAGAUUAUUGAUUUUGUGCGUGGAAAUGUCAGACAGAGUUUAACAAAAGUACAACUUGAAAAUAUUCAUGGGACGUGGGUUCAUGGUGAGGAGGAGAAAAUGCUUGUGGCAUUUGUUCGUCCACAGACACCAGAUGGUGCUGCCUUCUUUUCUGUUGUCAAGAGCCUUGCAAGGAAUUAUGCUGAUGAAAACAGAACACACUUUAUCUGGGUAGAUCCUGAUCCAUUGCCAAAUCUACAUGAAACUUGGAAGACUUUAUACCACAUUGAUAUGACACAGUCAAACGCUUUCUUUGGUGUUGUGGAUGGCAUUAAAGGUGAACAUGCUUGGUAUGAUGUCAUGGAAGAAGGAGCUGACUUGAAGAAGAUGCGUCUAUGGGUACAACGUUUGUUGUCAGGCAAGAUAAAAUUGAAACCUGUCAGAACAUCAGCAAUAGUUUCUUCAAAAUUUCAAAGUGAAUCUGAUACUAGUCACAGAAGUGAUGAGCUGUAGUGCUCAGUUAGCAUCUACUUUAUUGCUGAUUUUUCAGAAAUGGACAGUAGAUGCAGUUUCUGUUAUGUCUGCUUAAUUAUUGAAAGCAAACAAGAUACAAUUUGCAUCUGGCUAAAC
Messenger RNA from Corticium candelabrum, 1371 nucleotides. Its product is annotated as calsequestrin-1-like. Lineage: Eukaryota; Metazoa; Porifera; Homoscleromorpha; Homosclerophorida; Plakinidae. The record is from RefSeq and is a predicted model, not a curated record. Gene Ontology annotation, cellular component: sarcoplasmic reticulum lumen. Bases 25 to 1254 code for a protein of 409 amino acids. Gene Ontology annotation, biological process: regulation of release of sequestered calcium ion into cytosol. The transcript has 13 exons. Gene Ontology annotation, molecular function: calcium ion binding.